Mesorhabditis belari is the source of this 765-nucleotide messenger RNA. Lineage: Eukaryota; Metazoa; Nematoda; Chromadorea; Rhabditida; Rhabditidae. The record is from the annotation of a GenBank genome assembly.
AUGCUCUUCUUAUUCUCAUUUUUUCUAUUCCCUUUGGAAAUUUUCGGUUUUCUUACGCAAAACACCGUGAAUGGACGUUUGGCCGAGUUUCGUCAAGUUUCCGACAUUUUUCUCACCGGACGCUCGAAUCUCACCUAUCAGCAACAGCUUGACCUCGACCUCUACGAGAAGGACAACAAAAUCGUGAGAGUGCCUUUUGAGGGAUGGCCAUUGGGUCACGGGAUGGUCUUUUACGUCGAAGCGCUCAACUACUACAGUUUCUGGGAUUUGCUCGACGUUUUCUUCGAGUUACGUGUGAGCUCGGUUUCGCGUAAGAUCCCGCAUCAUUGUCCAAAUGCCUCAAUUCUCUACGUUCAAUCGGAAUUCAAUGAAAUUCUCUGCCGUGUUCCCUACUCGAUGAACAACAACGGAGAAAUGGAGUUCGCGUGUCGAGUUGAAAAUCCGAAACGAUACAUCAUUGCUAAAAAGUCAGCAGUCUCGGCUACGGUUCGAAUCCCUUGCGACUACAUGAACAACUUCGUCAUUACGGAGGGCUUGUUGACGGCUCGAUAUCGGCAAAAGGGAUUACCCUGCAAUGAGGAAUGUCGCCUAGCUCCUGUCUACGCGUACACGCCUGAGUUCGGCACUCCAAAAAACAUCGACAUCAAGGCCUGCACUCUUGCUGCUGGGACAACAAACGUUCGUCGUCGAGUCGGUUGCUACGAUUCUGAGCGAACAGGAUUGGAUGUGCGUGCGAAGAUUGACGAAAUGUUGGAUCGGGUUCGU